This is a messenger RNA of Peromyscus californicus insignis, 858 nucleotides long. Its product is annotated as paired immunoglobulin-like type 2 receptor beta. The transcript is spliced from 6 exons. The coding region runs from base 1 to 858 and encodes 285 amino acids. Gene Ontology annotation, molecular function: MHC class I protein binding. The record is from RefSeq and is a predicted model, not a curated record. Lineage: Eukaryota; Metazoa; Chordata; Mammalia; Rodentia; Cricetidae.
AUGGCUCUUCUGGUCUCACUUCUUGGAGGGAAUCAGGCCAUGACUUGGAUCCUGCUUCUGCUGCUGUCAGCUGCAUGUCUGCAAGCUGGUCACUCACCAGGAUCCAAGAAAAAAAGUACCUUUGGAGUCAACCAAUCAGCAAACCUCUCUGGUGUCCAAGGCGGCUCCAUCGAGAUCCCCUUCUCCUUCUCCUUCCCCUGGGAGAUGGCACAGAAUCCACAGAUGAGGAUUCUCUGGAAAUGGCAACACCUCCUUGGUGAAUUUAUCUACAACUCCUCCUCAGGUUACACACAUGAGCAUUUCAAGAACCGGCUCAUCCUGAACUGGACACAGCCUCAGACAUCUGGAGUCCUGAGAAUCCUGAACUUGAAGGAGAAGGACCAGACAAAGUACUUCUGCCAAGUUCAACUGAACACAACAGAAGGCAUGAAGGCUUUGCAGUCAAUUGAAGGGACCCAGCUGACCGUCACACAUGCCAUCAGCACCACCAUGCAGAGCCCCUCCAUCGUCACCUCUACAGUCACCACAGCUGGCCUGGAGGACACAGAGGACCAGAGAAAUCCUUCACUUGUGAACCUGGGAGCCACGGUCGGGGUGGUGGUGGCCACGGCUGUGCUCAUAACCCCUGUCUAUGUGUUGAUGGUCUUCCUCUGGUGGAAGCAAAGCUGUGGGACAUGGAGAAAGGCCAGCAGACUAAAGAUGAACCCCAGCCAGGGGAAAGCCUGUCAUCCCAAGGAGCAGGAUGACAUCAUCAUCUUCAUCUCCUCAUGUGCUGCCAACCUCAGCAUGAGCACUUUCUGUACCCCUGCCCAGGGGAGCCCCAAGAAGAGACUCUAUAGUGUCCUAAAGGCCCAGUGA